Molecule: messenger RNA, 8647 nt
Organism: Bombina bombina (fire-bellied toad)
Lineage: Eukaryota; Metazoa; Chordata; Amphibia; Anura; Bombinatoridae
Product: collagen alpha-6(VI) chain-like
Exons: 43
Coding region: 189-8549 (2786 amino acids)
Biological process (GO): extracellular matrix organization
Molecular function (GO): serine-type endopeptidase inhibitor activity; extracellular matrix structural constituent conferring tensile strength
Source: RefSeq, a predicted model, not a curated record
CUAGCCGGGAUCUCAUGUACACUGCUGUGCUGCACCUCUGUAAUAAGGGACCGAUGCACAUCUCAAACGGAGCCAGCUCCUACAACUGAACCAGUUCUAUUUACCCUUCAUUGAGGAUGUGCACAGUGCGUUAAAUUCAAUAUAUUCAAGUUAUUCAAUCAAGUAGAAUCCAAAGGCUUAUCAACCAAAUGAAGAUGUGGAAACCAGUACUUUUCUGUGUGUUUUAUAUGUGUACUUUUCAUGUUAUCAAUUCACAGAAAACAGUGUGCACAGCGGCUGAUACUGCAGAUAUUGUGUUUCUUGUGGAUGGAUCAUGGAGCAUAGGAACAAUAAACUUCAAAGUGGUGCAGGACUUCUUGUACACAAUGAUUGAUGGUUUUGACGUUGGUCAAGAUAAUAUUCGUAUUGGCUUAAUACAGUACAGUGACACGCCACGUACAGAAUUUUACCUGAACUCUUACAGUAGGAAAGAAGAUGUAUUGCAGUACAUACAAAACCUGAAAUAUAAAGGCGGGGGAACCAAAACUGGGCUUAGCCUCAAAUAUAUGUUGGAAAACCAUUUUACAGAAAGUGCAGGGAGCAGAGCAAAUGAAGGGGUACCUCAGAUUGCAGUGGUGAUAACAGAUGGGCAGGCUCAAGACAACAUCAAACAGCCUUCGAAAGACGUGAAGAAUGCUGGGAUCACCCUGUAUGCUAUUGGUAUUAAAGAUGCCGACUUAAAUGAGCUUAAUGAAAUAGCAAGUGACCCAGACGACAAGCAUGUUUAUAAUGUGGCUGAAUUUGCGGGUCUGCAGGGUAUUUCUCAACGUAUGCUGCAAGUGCUCUGCACCACAGUAGAAGAAGCCAUCAAGCAGACAGGACAAAUUGCUCCAGGGUGCCGGCAAGCCAAUCAAGCUGAUAUUGUUUUUUUAGUGGAAAGCUCAACACGGAUGGGAGAUGCAACUUUUGAAAAAGUGAAGGAUUUCCUUAUUGGUUUUGUUUCUGGAUUGGAUGUUGGGAUUAAUAAAGUCCGUGUUGGUCUUGCUCAGUACAAUGAUGAAACCACUAAAAAAUUUCUUUUAAAUGAAUAUGCCCUGAAGAAUGAAAUUGUGGAAAAAAUAGAAAACUUGCCUUAUCUACCCGGUGGGGUGUUUACAGGACAAGCCUUGAAGUUUAUCAACUCAAACUAUUUCACAGAGUCAGCAGGCAGCAGAGCGGCUGAAAAUGUAGCUCAGGUACUUAUUGUAAUCACUACUGGAGAGUCAGAGGAUGGAAUUUUGGAGUCAGCUAGAGAGUUAAAGUCAAAAGGCAUCUCCGUAUAUGUGACUGGGAUUAAUGUCAGAGAUGACGUUCAACUGCAGGAAGUGGCAAACAAACCAAGUGAAAAAUUUAUAUAUCAGCUUGAUACGUUUGAUGAAUUUGAUGAUGUGGCUGGUUUACUUCUCCAAAAUGUGUGCUUUGGCGUCAUAACAAAUAUUCAAGCAUAUUCAAAGCGCUACGCAGAUGUUGUGUUCCUGGUUGACUCCUCUACCAGCAUGUCCAGUUCCAUAUUCCAGCAGAUAAAAAACUUUGUUGUAGAAAUAAUAAGUCAGCUAGAUGUAGGCAUUAAUAAAUAUCGUGUUGGAUUGGCACAAUACAGUGGCGACUCGGAGACUGAAUUUUUACUGAAUACUUAUGAAACCAAAGAUGAGGUGAUAAAUCAUGUUCAAACUAAACUAAAUUUUAAACGUGGUCCAUUGAACACAGGACGUGCUCUGGAUUUCCUGCGCUCAACUUUCUUCACAGAAGAGGCUGGGAGUCGCAUUAACCAAGGAAACUCACAGUUUGUGGUGUUUAUAACUUCAGCAAAAUCAGCUGAUGCUGUUGAUCAGUCGGCACAGGAACUAAGAAGUAUUGGAGUCACAACUAUCUCCGUUGGGAUUCAGAAUGCUGAUAAGCGAGAGCUGGAAACCGUGGCAACGCUACCAUUUGCAUUCCAGAUAAAAGGCUUGCAGUCCAUAAAAAAUGUGCAAGACGAUGUUGUCAAUGUUAUCUUAACUCAAGAAAUGCUACAGUUUUCUGUGGUGGCUAGUAGUCCAGCAGUUUGCUCCAGCGCUACAGUUGCUGAUAUAGUUUUCCUAAUUGAUGAAUCUAGUAGCAUUGGUUCUACAAAUUUUCAGCUGACCAGAGUGUUUCUGCACAAAGUUAUUAACGCAUUGGAUAUAGGUUUAAAUAAUGUCAGAGUGGGCUUGGUUCUGUUCAGUGAUGAGCCCAGACUGGAGUUUAAGUUGAACACAUUUGAUCAAAAAUAUGAAAUUUUGGACUCAAUAACUAAGCUCCCAUACAGAGGAGGAAAUCCCAACACUGGUGCUGCAAUUGAGUUCUUGAGGAAGAAGCUUUUUACUAAGCAAAAUGGCGGCAGAGCACACCAAGGUGUCCAGCAGAUAGCCGUGGUCAUGACUAAUGGUCAGUCAAAAGAUAAUUUCACCAAGAAAGCUGCAAAACUAAGACGUUCAGGUGUAGAAGUGUUUGCUGUUGGCUUUCAGAACGCCAACAUGACCGAACUGAAGCGCAUAGCGUCUCACCCUCCUCGGAAACACGUCACUAAUAUUGAGUCUUUUCUGCAACUUCCAAAUAUUGAGAAAAAACUAAAGAAGCGACUUUGCAACGAAAUAGUUUCACAGUCUUUUGUAGUUCCUGCAUUUGCCCGUACACUGAAAACAGGCUGCGUGGACACAGAAGAAGCGGAUAUUUACUUUCUGAUUGAUGGCUCUGGUAGCAUAUAUCCAGAGGACUUUAUUGACAUGAAAAAUUUUAUGAUAGAAUUAAUAAGCAUGUUCCAAGUUGGGGCAAACAGAGUGCGCUUUGGGGUUGUCCAAUAUUCUGAUGUCCCUCAGAUUGAAUUUACUAUCAAUGAGUACUAUACUCAGAAGAGUUUAAAGGAAGCAGUUAAACAAAUUUACCAGCUGGGCGGUGGUACGAGGACAGGAGACGCAUUGAAGUCCAUGGUAAACCUCUUUAUGAAAGCGGUAGCCGACCGCAAGAAUAAAGUCCCUCAAUCUUUAGUCGUCAUCACUGAUGGUGAAUCUCAAGAUCGGGUAACUGAAGCUGCAGCAGAAAUUCGAGGAAAUGGCAUUACUGUUUAUGCUAUUGGUGUUCAAAAUGCUGUGGAAGAGCAGCUGAAAGAUAUUGCAGGGUCAGAGGACAAGAUGUUUUUUGUCAAUAAUUUUGAUUCACUUGAUCUAAUCAAGCAUGACUUGGUCCGUGAUAUCUGCUCGCCAGAAGCAUGCAAGAACAUGAAAGCAGACAUCAUAUUUCUGAUUGACAGCUCUGCCAGCAUUGACCCAUAUGAUUUUGAAAAGAUGAAGGAAUUUAUGGAUUUAAUGGUGAAACAAGCAGAAAUUGGCCCUGAUAGAGUACAAAUUGGAUUAAUCCAAUUUAGCUCUGAUACACAGGAAGAGUUCCCACUUAACAGAUACAAAAGAAAGAGCGAAAUCCAGGCAGCUAUAGCUGGCAUCCAGCAAAUGAAUCAAGGGACGCUCACAGGAGCGGCGCUAACUACAACUUUACCUUAUUUUAGUUCAAGAAUGGGAGGGCGGCCAAUGACCAAGCAAUAUCUCAUCAUAAUCACUGAUGGUGAAGCCCAAGAUAAGGUGGCGCAACCUGCGAAAGCUAUCAGAGACAAAUUUGUUACUAUUUAUGCCAUCGGAGUCCUGAAUGCCAACAACACACAACUUCUGGAAAUGGCUGGGUCUCAAGACAAGGUUUUUUAUGAAGAUAAUUUUGAUGCCCUGGCCUUCCUGAAUAAACAAUUAAUGUUUGAGAUCUGCAAUCCUGAAGACCCUUGCAAAAGGACAGAAGUGGCUGACAUUAUAUUUGUAGUAGAUGGUUCUAUCAGCAUUACAAAUGUUCAAUUCAAAACAAUGCAGAGGUUCAUGGAGGCACUGGUCAAUGACUCCAUGGUGGGAAAAGAUAAUGUUCAAUUUGGUGCCAUUGUGUAUUCCACUGAUCCUGUGGAACAGUUCUCAUUGAAUGCUUAUUCUUCCAAACAAGAUGUUCGAAAGGCAAUAUUUGGCUUACAAAGAGUCAAGGGACUCACCUACACAGCAACUGCUCUGGAGUAUGCACAGACGAGGUUUGAUCCAGAUUUUGGUGCCCGAUCUGGAGUCACUCAUAUAAUAGUCCUCAUUACUGAUGGAGAAACUUCACGUGAGGACAGACCCAAGUUACCUGCAAUAUCAAAAUCUUUAAAGGAUGAUGGCAUAGUAGUCUUUGCUGUUGGUGUUGGAAAAGCUAAUGCCGCUGAGCUAAAGCAGAUAGCUGGGCAGCCAGAUAGGUGGUUCUUAGUACAAAAUUAUAGCUCACUGGAAAGUUUACAUGAUAACAUAACACACAUAGUCUGCGAUAAUUCAAAACCAGCGUGUUCCAAUGAACAAGUUGAUCUUGUCUUCUUGAUUGACGGCUCUGCAAGUAUCACUCCAAGCAACUUCACAACUAUGAAAACUUUUAUGAAAGACAUUGUUGAAAGUUUUACUAUUGCACAAAACAAAGUACGUGUAGGGGUUGCCCAGUAUAGUACAAAUACCCAGAAGGAAUUUUACUUAAAUGAAUUCUACUCUAGCACAGACAUGAAAAAACGCAUUGAAGAAAUCAAACAACUGAGAGCUAAAACGUAUACGGGGAAAGGCCUUAAAUUUGUCAGACAGUUUUAUGAUUCAACAAAUGGAGGCCGUAAAAACCAAGGCAUACCUCAGUAUCUGAUAGUUAUCACUGACGGGAAGUCAAGUGACUCAGUUGAAGAGGAAGCCGCUUCUCUGAGAAAUGAAGGAAUACACAUCUACUCCAUUGGUAUUGGUCUUCUAAACAAUUUUGAACUUGUUCAGAUUGCUGGUACCCCAAAUAAUGUAUUCACUGUUCAGACAUUUGAGGUUUUGGACUCCAUCAAGAGACAGAUAGUUUCUCAGAUCUGUGAACCAGCUGAUCAACCUUCCAUUGAUUGUAACAUAGACAUUGCUGUAUCCGUUGAUUACUCAAGGAGAGUCAGAGCUACUUCUGCAGCCCGCCUGCAACAAAAGCUGCAGCUUUAUCUCCCUGAAGUCCUGCAGCGCAUAUCUACCUUGAACAAUAUUAGCUGUGCCACUGGAUCUCAGAUAAAUAUCCGCUUCAGAUAUGUUGUUCCAGGACAGGAUGAGACAUCUUUAUUCGAUUCUGACUUUGACAAGUACAGUGAAGAAACACUCAAAAAAUUUAUAAGCGUGCAGUCUACUGCUGACAGCUUUCUUAAUGCAAAGUUUCUUCAACUGCUUUGGACUAAAUUUAAGGGCGUGCCGAAUCAGAGAACCAAAGUUAUUGUUGUUUUCACUGAUGGACUAGACGAUAUUACAGAACAACUCAGAAAAACAUCUGAAUCCCUCCGGACCCAAGGCUUGGAUGCACUUCUGCUUAUUGGUCUUGAAGGUGUUCAGAAUGUGAAAGAAUUGCAAGAGGUAGAAUUUGGAAGAGGUUUUUCUUACCAGCAAACUCUCAGCAUAUUGCAGCAAGAUUUGCCAAGUCGGAUGCUUAAAGAAAUAGACACAGUCGCUGAAAGGAAAUGCUGUAAUGUUGUAUGCAAGUGCUCAGGAUAUGAAGGCCUCAGAGGACUCCCAGGAGUUCCAGGAACCAAAGGGAGCAUUGGGCCCAAAGGAUCUCCAGGUCACCCAGGAGAAGAAGGAGGUAUUGGUGAGCGAGGAACUCGUGGACUUAAUGGGACAAGAGGAGAAGAUGGCUGCCAGGGUGUCAGAGGCCUAAAGGGAGGCAGAGGCUACCGAGGAGAUAAGGGAGAUGAUGGUGAAAAUGGAAUAGAUGGAGUACCAGGAGAACAGGGAGAUCGUGGUCCCACUGGGCCUUCUGGUGAGCAUGGAAGUCCCGGUUCACAGGGUAGAAAAGGUCCAAGUGGAGAACCCGGAGAAAGGGGUGAUGUUGGUCUUAGGGGAGAUCCUGGAGAUCCUGGAAUCAACAAUAAUAUUGUAGGACCAAAAGGAGUAAAAGGACAACCAGGACGACAGGGUGAAUCUGGCACAGAUGGUGUAGAAGGAGAACCUGGAGAUGACGGUCCUGAUGGUCCACAAGGCCGCAGAGGACCUCCUGGUUUUAAGGGCGAGAGAGGUCCCCCUGGAGAUCUUGGAAGCAGAGGAGAGCCUGGACUUCAAGGUGUUCAGGGUCCUCGAGGCUUGGUAGGACCACCAGGUCCACCUGGACAACAAGGAUUACCUGGGCCUCAAGGUACUUCUGGUGCAAUGGGUGGCCCAGGUUCUGUUGGCAAUAUUGGUCCUAAGGGUCAAAAGGGGGAGCCAGGAGAUAUUGGUGAGAAAGGAGACCCAGGAAUCACUGGCCGGAGAGGUUUGCCUGGUUUAGAUGGUGCUGAUGGGUAUGGUUCUCCAGGUUUAAAAGGAGAAAAGGGUCACAUAGGAUUUCCUGGAUAUCCUGGUGUACAGGGAGAAGAUGGAGAUCCUGGAAUUGUUGGAGAUGGAGGACCCAAAGGAAUUAGAGGAAGGAGGGGUAAUUCUGGCUUCCCAGGAGGGAAUGGAGACCCAGGGGAAAGAGGACCUCCAGGGCAGAGGGGCUCCAAGGGACCCGAGGGAACUGUGGCCAUGACGACUUGUGAACUUGUUAACUUUACACGAGAGAAUUGCCCUUGCUUUUCAGGUGGCUCAAAAUGUCCAGUCUAUCCAACGGAAAUCGUGUUUGCCCUUGAUGCAUCUCAGGAUGUUCCACCAUCUGCAUUCCAAAGAAUGAAGGAUACAUUAUUAACUAUGGUGGAAUCUUUGGAAAUCAGUGAAAGUAACUGCCCUAGAGGUGCUCGUGUGGCCGUUGUCUCAUAUAAUAGUAACACUAAGUACCUCAUUCGUUUCUCUGACUAUCAAAGGAAAAGUCUACUCUUGGAUGCAAUUCGUGGAAUCACUCCAGAAAGAACAUCAUCCAAUCGAAAUAUCGGAGAAGCCAUGAGAUUUGUAGGGAGGAACGUCUUCAAGCGCAUCCGGCAAGGAGUCCUCAUGAGAAAAGUUGCUGUGUUUUUUAGCAAUGGUGUCUCUCAAGAUGUUGAUUCUAUAAACACAGCUGUGCUGGAGCUGAGUGCACUUAACAUUAUACCUUCCGUAAUUGCCUUCAAUGAUGUCCCAAAUGUUAGAAAUGCAUUUUCGGUGGAUGAAAGCAGAAGAUUUAAGGUGUUUCUUUGGAGGAGGCAACAAGAUCAAAGGUUAGAGGUUAUCAUGCGGUGCUCUCUUUGUUAUGACAAGUGCCGACCUGAUGAAGAAUGUGAGCUUGAUCCACAGCCACCAACUGAAGUGGACAUGGAUAUUGCUUUCAUAAUUGACAGCUCCCGUAGUAUCAGAAGUAAUGGCUUUGAGCAUGUAAAAGAUUUUGUGAGUGCUGUUCUGGAUCACCUUGUUAUAUCACCACAGCCUCGGGUGUCAGACGUAGGGGCGAGAGUUGCUCUACUCCAACAAGCAGUCCCAGGAUUCUUGCCAAACCGGAAUAUAAGUCCUGUAAAAACUGAAUUUGACCUUAUUAGUUACAAUGAUAGGAGUCUAAUGAAAAGACAUAUUGAGGAAUCCGUAACUCAGUUGGAUGGGCCAUCUGCUAUUGGAUAUUCUGUUCAGUGGGCUAUUGACAAUAUUUUCUCAAAGGCUCCAAAACCAAGAAAGCACAAAGUUAUUUUUACUAUCCUUGGCAGCAGGACAAGUUACUGGGACAGAGAAAAACUGAGAGAUAUAACACGAAAAGCAAAAUGCCAGGGUUUUACCAUGUUCGUCUUGGCAUACGGAAAAGAGAUAAAUGAUAAUGAAUUGAGUGAACUUUUCAGCUUUCCAAAAGACCAACACUUGCUGCACUUGGUUAGCAUGGCCAAGUCUGAACUGGUGUAUGCUGAGAGGUUUAGCCAGGCCUUCCUCAACCUUCUUAAUCGUGAACUUAAUAAAUACCCACCAUCAGGUAUGCAAGGAGAAUGCGGAGGACGUGGAGACUCAUCUUUCCCUUUACUUCAAAGUAUCACUGGUCUCAAUACACGUAUUGAAGAAGUGGAACCAAUUGAAGGUGCCCAAGAGAAUGUAGAAGGAUUUAUUGAAGAGGAGUAUAUAUAUGAAGAGGAGACAGAGGUUACACGUGAACCAAAAACAUUGGAAGAGAUUGUAGGAGAAUCAAUUGCGACAAUGGUCCUAGGGCCUGUUGCAGAGCUUUGCUUAUUGGAAGUGAGUCAUGGCACAGCUUGCAGGGAUUUUCAGCGCAUGUGGUAUUACAUAAAAGAUGUUGAUGCAUGCUCCCAGUUCUGGUAUGGAGGUUGUGAUGGUAAUGGAAACAGAUUUAGCUCUGAAAACGAGUGUCUACAAACUUGCUCUUCUAAACGUCAAACCAAUAAUGAGCAAUUGCAGACGCUCAGUAAAGAUAUCUGCACAUUGAGCCAAGAUGAUGGAGACUGUCAAAAUUACAUGCUGAAGUGGUUCUACAAUGCAGAUCAAAAUGAAUGCGUGCAAUUCUGGUAUGGUGGUUGCGGAGGAAACAAAAAUCGCUUUGAAACUCAGGAACAGUGUGAGGCCCUCUGCUUGUAUUCACGUUAACAUUUCAUAAUGAUUCAUUAGUAUUUCAUUGCGCAUAUGAACAAAUUAUCAUUCAUUUAAGUUUAGAAUUUGAGGGGAAAAUAAAUUAUUAAAAUAUU